Talaromyces proteolyticus is the source of this 417-nucleotide messenger RNA. RefSeq lists its product as uncharacterized. Bases 1 to 417 code for a protein of 138 amino acids. The record is from RefSeq and is a predicted model, not a curated record. The transcript has a single exon. Lineage: Eukaryota; Fungi; Ascomycota; Eurotiomycetes; Eurotiales; Trichocomaceae.
AUGUGCUCCGCAACACAACAUAUCACAAUGAUCUCCAUUAUCAACCCUCGGAUCACGCCUUCCACCCGCCACUCGCUCUGGUAUCCAUUUUUCAGUAGCUAUAAGAGAGUUGUCUUUCUGUCAGCACCAUGCCAACUCUCAACUAUCUUCUUCAGUUUGAUGAAUCUUAACUAUUCUCCCGCGUCGUCGUUACUUUGGCUAGCAGCCAUCUGUUUUGUCUUUGCCCACGCCUAUCCUUUGCGCGUGGGGCUGGAGCAUUUCAACUUGACGGCUGAAGAUUGGCAGAGAAAGAUACACGAGGAAGGAUAUCGCUUCCUUAAGGGCUUUGUGAAUGUGAAUGGGAGGAGGCUGUUACUGGUCGACUUUCCUGGUUGGUUAUGUGUUUUUGCGGCUGUCGUCGUCCAUUUGAGGUCCUAG